Penicillium psychrosexuale is the source of this 513-nucleotide messenger RNA. RefSeq lists its product as uncharacterized. Lineage: Eukaryota; Fungi; Ascomycota; Eurotiomycetes; Eurotiales; Aspergillaceae. The coding region runs from base 1 to 513 and encodes 170 amino acids. The transcript has 2 exons. The record is from RefSeq and is a predicted model, not a curated record.
AUGGCGUCUAUAACGACACAAGAGGUACUUCGGUAUCCUAAACUUUCAGUCGAAGUCCUCCCAUUCCCGGAUGUUGAGCGCAUCUUCCACCUCACCAGGGCAGAGAACACGGACUGGGCACAGCUUCGGGCUCCAUUUGAGCUUGCAGACCACUGCAAAAUCGUCCUGAAAAUGGUUGACGCUGCCAUUUCUAGAUCAAAUGGAAGACCUGAAAUGGCUGUGAAACUUCGCCUGGGUAUUCUACUUGAUGCUGUCCAUGCUACUCCCCCGAACCCAGAGUCUCCGGAUUCAACUCCAAUCCCCAUCUCAUCCAAGUGCCCAUUUCUAUUCGGCCCGGUUGUCUACAACGAAAAAGUGCAUUGUCUCCAAGGGACCCCUGAUUGGUUUCUUUGGUAUGGUCCGGACGGGGAUAAAGGGAAGGAAAACGUGGCCAUCAACCUGGUUAUCCUCGAAGCAGAGCAUGGCCAAUCUGCCAACGGCGUGCGCCAGACUCUUGCGUAUAUGAGCAAGUGA